AUGGGUGAUAAAAGAAUACAAAAAUUGAAUUAUAUUAUUCAUUUUACUCAACAAAAAAUAUUUGAAACAAAAGAAUACAAAAAUUGGAUGGGAGAAUUUGGAAAUGAUUGUCAACAUUUAAUAUUAAAUGUUAAAGGACGUUUUCUUCCACUUUCGGAUAGUGUAUACAAUUCCCAAUAUAUGCUUAGCUCUAUAUUUUCUGAUGGAUUUCCUGAAAUUUAUCCCAUUGGUCAGGUUUUAGAAGGAGAAAUUAUCUUGCAGGAUGACGAUAAAUAUGAUAUUAAAAUUGAUAUUAAAGACAAUAAUAUUGGCCCUGUUUUUAUUCCAGAAUUUUUGAGACGUUUUUCUUUACGAGGGACUCUGGAUAAAAACGAAAUUAAUCCAAUUCUUUUGGACUUUAAUUGGCAACGUUUUCUAAAUGAUAGACAAAAAAAGGAACCAGUUGAAUUGCAAAAAAGAAUUGAUGAAUUUAAACAAGUUUAUGCGAAAACUUUUGACAAUUUUGGUAAUAGACCAAGAGAUGUAUAUCCAACAGUUGUUUUCUUGGGAACUUCUUCUGCCUGUCCUACAAAAUAUAGAAAUGUCAGCAGCCAACUUGUCCGAUUUAGUGAAUCUUCGAACAUUUUAGUUGAUUGUGGAGAAGGGACUUAUGGACAACUUUUGGCACUUUUUGGUCCUUCAAAUAUUGAUCAGUUUUUGACAAAACUUAAUGCGAUGUUUAUUACUCAUGCACAUUUGGAUCAUAUUCUUGGAGUUUUUUAUAUUAUCUCGAAACGUAUAGAGGCGUUUGAAAAACAAGAAAUUCCAUACGUUCCUCUAGUAGUUUGUCAUGAUGUGUCUUUUCUUCAUUUAUGUAAUACAUAUUCAGAAAUAUUUUUAGAUUUAUUCCCGUUUAUUGUAUCUAUAAGUUUACCUACUUUCUUUUAUGCAAAUUCAUCAGCACAAGGAAUUAGACAGCAUAUUUCUGCAGUUGAUUUAAUAAAACAUUUCCCAAAAAAUAUUUUUUGUCAUGAUGAUUGGAAUUUAAGUGAAGCUACUGCUUUUCAAGUUGAUCACACAAAAUGGUCCUGCGGUUAUUCAUUUGUAACUCUAAAAGAAAAACGGAAAAUUGUAUUUUCUGGUGAUACAAAACCAUGUGAAAAUAUUAUAAAAUAUGGAAAAGAUGCAGAUUUACUUAUCCAUGAAUGUACAUUUGAGGAUGGUUUAGAGGAAGAUGCUUCAUAUAAAAAACAUUCUACAAUGAAACAAGCUUUUGAUGCAAGUGUCAAAAUUGGAGCAAAAAAUGUUUUUUUCACUCAUUUCAGUGCCAGAUAUCAUUUAACUCCCCCAUUACCUGAUUAUAUUCUUAAUGCAGGAAAUAUAUCAAUGGCUAAUGAUUUGAUGUCAGUCCCUUUCGAUCUUUUACCAUUAUUUCCAAAACUUUUACCAAUUUAUCAAUAUCUUUACAAAGAUGAACUAUUUGAAUUUGAAAUGAGGAAAAUGACAAGAAUGGCUAAUAAUAAUGCUAGAUUAAAUGAAAAAUAUAAUACAGGAAGUUUUGAAGAAAUUUUAAAACAAAAACGCAAAGCAAAUUCUUAA
Meloidogyne enterolobii is the source of this 1578-nucleotide messenger RNA. NCBI's taxonomy places the organism in Eukaryota, Metazoa, Nematoda, Chromadorea, Rhabditida, Meloidogynidae. The record is from the annotation of a GenBank genome assembly.